Molecule: messenger RNA, 5001 nt
Organism: Podarcis raffonei (Aeolian wall lizard)
Lineage: Eukaryota; Metazoa; Chordata; Lepidosauria; Squamata; Lacertidae
Gene: CDH24
Product: cadherin 24
Exons: 12
Coding region: 1562-3946 (794 amino acids)
Biological process (GO): cell morphogenesis; cell-cell junction assembly; homophilic cell-cell adhesion
Cellular component (GO): catenin complex; plasma membrane; adherens junction
Molecular function (GO): calcium ion binding; cadherin binding
Source: RefSeq, a predicted model, not a curated record
AGGGAAGCAGUUGGCAACUCUCUGAAGGACAGGGAGGCAGGGUUAACACUAUCUGUGGGUGCGCAGGCUCAAAAUAACUUAACGGAGAUGAGGGGUGUAGAUCAGAUUGAUCAGUCUUUCAAUCUGGAUUAAUUAAUCCGGAAUAAGUACCACCCCCUGAUCCCAUAAUCACACUCCCUGGUGCCUAUUAGAAUCCACAUUUCCGUGUUGUCUCCUUUUUAAAAACAAAAACAAGCCGGUGUCUUAACACUUCCCAGAUCUGUAGUAAGUUAAGCGAAAACAAGAAUGUACAUUUGAUCACAAGAAACAUCAUAAUUGCCUGUUUGCUGCUUUCUGGGCCACAUUCACAAAAUUUGCAAGUGACAGAUUCCAGGACUAAAAGGUGCUAUCAGCAUCCUUGUUAAACAAACAAAAAUUUGAAUUAUUACCUGGUCUUAACGCUUGAGAUAUUUUGGAGUGCUGGGAUCUAGCCUUGGGACGCGGGGAAAUAAUAAAAAGGCAGCGUGUGCUCUGAGCAUUGGCAGAGUGCCUUUCCCCUCAACCGUCAUUAGCCACAACCAGCUAUUGUACCCACAGAAGUUCAAACCUCCUAGCACAUUUGAGCAUGCGAGUGCCUUCCUGUAACCCCACAAAAUGGGGAUCUGUAGCUCACUGGCAGAGCAUUCGCUUCGCAUGGAGAAAGUCCAAGGUUCGAUCCCUGAUGUCUCCAGUUACAUAAUCAUAAUAAAUUUAAUAAUAACAGGAUGGUGGAUCGUGGCCAGUCAGAGGAGGCUAAACAUGAUAAAGUGGACAAAUAAGUUUCAUUCGGUAGGAGGCAGCUUCCUCAAAUAUAUUCUCAUACGCAAAAUCGCUAAUAUUUAUUCUGUAUUGACUAUUCUGUCAUCCCUUUCUUCAGUCAUUGACACAGAUAACAGCUGCCAUUUCAUAUAAAAGCACAUUGAAAAUAGUUUUUUUGGGGGGGUGUAUGUGAAGAAUACUGUUGUUUGAACCACCCCAGUUGUGCAAACGAAAAGAGGUUUGUGUUGCUAAAGGAAUCCCAGAGAGCCAUUUCUGUGUUUUCUUUCUGUUUGUCCUGGGCUGGGCCAGAUCAAAAGUCAUCGCCUCAGGCGGCAGAACCGGGACACAAUUUGAGGGCUUGUCUUUUUGGGGCAAUUUCCGUCCCAAAUGUACCCCUCAGCGGUAUAAUUUUAGCGGCUCGGCGGCAGGAACUAAGCGCCAUUUUGGAUCUGCCGGCCUGAAUCUUGCCAGGCCUGGGCGGGAGAGAAGCAGCUUAGCUGUUUUGCCUCAGGUGGCAAAAUAUCUGAGGCUGGCUCUGGACAUCGCACACAUCUUGGGAAGCGUUCCAAAAUUUAUGAAACGGAAACUUUACAACGGUCUGCCUCUGCGCCUGUUUGACUGCCCAGAUUUGUGGUUGGCUGGUCAGCUUUUGGCUCCCGUGGAGGGAGUUUAGAUGUAUUUGACUUGACCCACUUAUCCACCCAGAUGGGGUAGCUGUUCCUUAUGGGCAACGCAGAUGAGCAGCGCCCCCCGCUGCAGGAGGACUGAACUGCGGGGCUGAGCGAUGGCCAGUUUCCUCCAGCUCCUGCUGGCCUGGUUGGGAGGCUGCGGCUGUGCAGGCCGCCUCAUGCCGCCCAGCCAGGGUGCCAGAGCCGGGUCUCUGCGGGGGAACGUGUCUCAGCGCUGGGAGCGCCCACUGAUGAGGUCCCGUCGCAGCUGGGUCUGGAACCAGUUCUUCGUCAUCGAGGAGUACGCCGGACCGGAGCCCGUCCUCAUUGGGAGGCUUCACACCGAUGUGGACCGGGGCGAGGGCCGCAUCAAGUACGUCUUGACCGGAGAGGGGGCCGGCACGGUCUUCGUGAUCGACGAGAAAACGGGCAACAUCCACGUCACCAAAACCUUGGACCGGGAGGAGAAAUCCCAGUAUACGUUGCUGGCCCAGGCUGUGGACCGGGCCUCUAACCGGCCUCUGGAGCCACCGUCUGAGUUCAUCAUCAAAGUCCAAGACAUUAACGACAACCCGCCGGUCUUCCUCCAUGGCCCUUACCACGCUACUGUGCCCGAAAUGAGCAACGUGGGUACGUCCGUGAUUCAGGUGACGGCCCACGAUGCGGACGACCCUGCCUACGGGAACAGUGCCAGGCUGGUCUAUACGGUACUCGAGGGGUUGCCAUUCUUCUCCGUCGACCCCCAGACGGGUGUGAUCCGGACAGCGACCCCCAACAUGGACCGGGAAACCCAGCAAGAAUUCCUUGUCGUGGUUCAGGCCAAGGACAUGGGGGGGCACGCUGGGGGUCUCUCAGGAAGCACGACCGUCACUGUCACAUUGAGCGACGUCAACGAUAACCCGCCUCGCUUCCCUCAAAGCUCCUACCAGUUUUCCGUGGUAGAGACUGCACCUCCCGGCUCUGCCGUGGGGCGGUUGCGAGCGCACGACCCCGACGAAGGGGAGAAUGCUCUGCUGGCCUACAGCAUUCUGGACGGAGGCGACGGGGCCGAAGCCUUCGCUAUCCACACCGAUGCGCUGGGGCAGGAUGGGAUCAUCACAGUGAAAAAGCCCCUCGACUUCGAAUCGCGCCACUCGUACACCUUCCGUGUGGAAGCCACCAACACGCUCAUUGACCCCCAGUACAUCCGCAAAGGCCCCUUCAAGGACAUGGCCACCGUCCGCAUCACGGUGGAGGACGCCGACGAGCCCCCGGCCUUCUCCCGCUCCGACUACCACCUCGCCGUCUACGAGAACAGCCCCCCGGGGACCCUACUGGGCAAGGUGACAGCCGUGGACCUCGACUCCCCCAGCAGCGCCAUCCGAUACUCCAUCCUUCCGCACACGGACCCCGAGCGCUAUUUCAGCAUCAACCCUCAGGACGGGACGAUCCUGACCUCUGUGCCGCUCGACCGGGAGCUCUUGCCCUGGCAUAACAUGACCGUGGUGGCAACAGAACUUGACAGCCCCACACAGGCCUCCCACGUCCAAGUGGCCAUCCAGAUUCUGGACGUCAACGACAACCCGCCCCAGCUGGAGCACAGCUACGAGCCCUUUGUCUGUGACAAUGCCGCCCCCGGCCACUUGGUGCAGCUGAUCCGAGUGGUGGAUCGAGACGAGGACGGGAACGUGAGCCGCAUCAUAAUCCGCUCCCCGCUUGGGGCCAGGGACCCGAACGUCACUGUGCGAGACAACAAGGAUAACUCUGCCUCCUUGCUACUUCGUGCCGCCCGCCUGCCCACACAAGGCGGGUCCCUGCUGGUGCCGCUGGAACUGGUGGACGGGGGCUCUCCCACCCGCACAGGCUCCCCCACCCUGACCGUCAGCAUCUGCCGGUGUCGGCGCGAUGGGGCCAUGCACUCCUGCGGGGCCGAGGCCCUGGGCUCCCCGGCAGGCCUCAGCACGGGUGCCCUUCUAGCCAUCCUCGCCUGUGUGGGCACUUUGCUUGCCCUGGUGCUGCUGUUUGUCGCCCUCCGGAGGCAGAAGCAGGCGGCGCUGCUGCCUUUCGAAGAAGAGGACGUCCGCGAGAACAUCAUCACCUACGACGACGAGGGCGGGGGCGAAGAGGACACGGAGGCCUUCGACAUGGCCGCCCUGCAGAACCCCGACGCUGCCCCUCCGCCGCCUCAGCAGCGCCGCCUCUUCCGGCGGGACGUGCUUCCCCGCCUGCACUUCCCGCCCUCCUUGCCGGCCCGCCUGCCCCCGCAGCCCCACGACGUGGCCAGCUUCCUGGCGGCCCGCCUGAGCGAAGUGGACGCCGACCCCUCCGUCCCCCCCUACGACUCCAUCCAGGUGUACGGCUAUGAGGGACAGGGCUCCUCGGCCGGCUCCCUCAGCUCCCCGGGGUCCUCGUGCGCGGGCGACAGUGACGCCGGAGGGUAUGAGUACCUGGAAGAAUGGGGGCCACUCUUCCGAACACUGGCUGAGCUCUACGGCACCCCAGAAGGGCCACCUCCAACCUGAGGGACUUCGAACCGGGGAGGGGUCACAUCCACAGAACAGCGCGGCCCUCCAGUCCUCUCCGUCCCUGUCGUGUUGCUUGUUGCUUUCUCCCUUUUGGUUCGCUCUCGGUUUCAGCUUGUCGUCUAGACAUCUCCUGUCUUUGUUUGCGUCGCCUCCCUGUAGGCCGGGGCGGCUGGUCUGUGGCCUUCCAGAUGUUUCUGAGUCACAUCAGUCCCACCCGGCAUGGCCGGCGGUCAGGGAUGAUGGGGGGGGGCUGUGGUUGUGCAACAUCUGCAGGGCCACAGGUUAGCCACCCCAAUUAUUCUUUGAGUGCAUCUUUCAUUCUCUCGCGGUUUUCCCGCUCCCCAAAUCUUUCAUGUUUAAAUUACUUUGAUUUUAUUUCGGAUUCUUCUUUUCCCUUCUUCAGCUACUUUGCACUUCCAGCUUCCACCAUUCCUUACUCUGUUCCUUUAGACGUCCUCGAUUCCCUUUCCAUUAUGCUACUUUGUCAUUUGUUCAGCCUUUAAACAAAAAUGUUAUGGGUUGCUUUGGGUUGGUUUUGUUUUGGUCCCCUCUGUAAUUCACAUUGUUUUCUCUUCAUUUUGCUGUUACCUGUGCCGUGUUUAUUCUGUUUUUGGUUUCCGUUCUUUUCUUUCCCCCUUCUCCUGUACAAAAUAACUCUAUGCAUUCAUUUUCUCCCAGAAUCCUUUGGUACCAAACUCCCUCCCUACCUGGACCCUAACAAUCCAGUCUUGCCAGCAUGGAUUUACCUCUCAUUCAACUUGCAGCCCCCCCAGCCAGGGCAGGGCUUCUGACCUCACCACCAGCACCCCUGCAUGGGCUCCCAGGAAAAGGCGUGGAGAUCGCAGCGAGGGCGGAGGACGAGAUCUGGCCUCUGACCUCUGGACAAAGCCCUCCUUUCCUGAUACCACAAAGGGACUUUCUAUAGCCAGGACAAUUUUAUUCUAGGGAGCUAAGGCAUAAUCGGUGUUGGGUGGGGGACAUCCAUGUUAUAAUUUCGUAAUAAACAAUUUAUUUUCUAAAAAAAAGACCACUGUGGAUUUUCAGUUGUGCGU